This is a messenger RNA of Pundamilia nyererei, 1068 nucleotides long. RefSeq names its product extracellular calcium-sensing receptor-like. The annotation marks the transcript as partial. Lineage: Eukaryota; Metazoa; Chordata; Actinopteri; Cichliformes; Cichlidae. The transcript is spliced from 5 exons. Gene Ontology annotation, biological process: G protein-coupled receptor signaling pathway. Gene Ontology annotation, cellular component: plasma membrane. Gene Ontology annotation, molecular function: G protein-coupled receptor activity. The record is from RefSeq and is a predicted model, not a curated record.
GUCAGUAAAAAAUUACAAAGGGUGAAUUUCACAAAUCAGUUUGGUGAUGAGGUGUUUUUUGAUGAGAAUGGCGAUCCUACUGCUUCUUAUGAUGUCAUUAACUGGCAGUUGAUAAAUGGAAAAGUGCAACAUGUGACACUUGGUCAUUUGACAUUUGCUGCAAAUGGUGAUUACAAGCUCAGCAUCGAGGAGGAAAAGAUAGUGUGGAGGACAGGGAAAAAAGUCCCCACAUCGGUGUGUUCUAAUGUUUGCCCAGUUGGAACCAGAAAAGCUCAAAUUCGGGGAAAACCUAUAUGUUGUUUUGACUGUGCACCCUGUGCUGAUGGAACUAUAGCCAACUCAACAGGUGCAGCAGACUGCACACCUUGUCCAAAGGAAUACUGGUCCAAUGAGAGAAAAGAUGAUUGCAUUCCUAGAACUAUUGAGUUUCUGAAAUAUCAUGAGCCCAUGGGAAUAGCUCUAACACUUGUAUCCCUGUUAGGGGCCUCUCUCUCCUUGGCCACAAUGGUGGUUUUUAUCAACUACAGAGAAACUCCUGUGAUAAAAGCCAGCAACUUUGAGCUGAGCUCUCUCUUAUUAUUCUCUCUUUUUCUGUGUUUUCUCUGUCCUCUCACUUUCCUUGGUCGACCAACAGUCUGGACAUGCAUGCUGCGCCACACCGCUUUUGGUGUGACAUUUGCCCUUUGCAUUUCCUGUGUCUUGGGAAAAACCAUUGUUGUUGUCACAGCCUUCAAAGCCACAUUUCCUGGUAACAACAUUGCUGGAAAGUUUGGUCACGCACAACAAAGAAUCAUCAUUUGCUCCUGCACUUUGAUUCAAAUAGUAAUAUGUGUGUUGUGGCUGAGUUUAAACCCACCUUACCCACAUAUGUUGUUCACAUACAGCAAUAAGAUUAUUGUUCUUGAAUGUAAUACAGGUUCUCAGGCUUCUUUUUAUGCAGUUUUGGGAUACAUAGGUGUCCUUCAAUCCCAGACACCAUCGAUGAGUCAGAGGCCCCCAGAAGAAUCGAUGGGGGCAAGGGAGAUGCCGCCGCAUCGGGGAGUUGGCAAGGCUCGGAGGAAGAGGUGA